GCGUGACGGGCGGCGCCAUGAGCGGGCAGGCAGAGGUUAAAGUGAAAAUACCUUUUGGAAACAAAUACCUUGAUGCUAUCUUUUCUGUCCCAAAGAAGAAAUCAACAUAUGGAGUGAUUCUUACCCAUGGAGCUGGAGGAGAUAUGAAUUUCCCUCAUUUAGUGUCUUUGGCUGCUUAUCUUGCAUCCCAUGGAGUUCUGUGCCUGCGGUUUACUUGUAAAGGCCUUAAUAUUGCCUAUAGGACUAAGGCCUUCAAAACAGUUGUGGAAUACUUAAAGCUUUCUGAUGAUUAUAAACUUUCGGGUGUCUUCCUUGCAGAUACCCUUUUUUCCUUUAUUUUAACAUGUGAGAAAGGCCGUUCCAUGGGCUCACGAGCUGCUGCCUCUGUGAUACGUCAGCUUAGCCAGGAUGAUGAUGAUGACUUCAUUCAAGGUCUAAUAUGUUUAUCUUACCCGUUGCAUCGACCAAAACUUCAGUCCAAGCUACGGGAUGAAGAUUUAUUACUCAUCAGGUGUCCAGUGCUGUUUGUCUCGGGAUCAGCAGAUGAAAUGUGUGAAAAACAAUUGCUAGAAGGUGUGGCAAGCAAAAUGAAAGCCCCUAAGAAAAUCCAUUGGGUUGGUAAAGCAAACCAUGGGAUGGCAGUCAAAGGACGGACAACAGAGGAUGUCAUGGAAGAAAUAAAUGCCCAAGUUUUUUCUUGGCUUAGAGAGAAUAUUGAACUGGAGCACGAAUGAUUUGCAGUAUCUUCAUUUAGCUGUUCCUAAAUGUGGCAGAUCAGUUUAUUUCUGAGGUGUUGUUUUUUUAAAAUGGGUGUUUUCAGAGGUCUGAGUGUAAAUGCAAAUAAAACUUUUUUUGUAUGAAUGAAAAAAAAUUAUGCAAAACAAUAAAGAACUUUUUAAAGGAAAGAAAAAAUUUACAAAAUACUUUAUAUGGCAGCACUCUUUCCUGUGUUUCUCUGCCAAUAACUGUAUACAACACUUAGUAAUGGAGAGCACUAAGUAAAUGCUUUUGACUAAUACUUGAAGUAAUAUACUGGAAAAAAAUAUAUUUAACAGCAAAUCUUUAGGUGCCUUUCACUUUUGAGUGUACUACUGAUGCUGUUUGUUUGAAAUGAAAACCUACCGCUGUGCAGAAUUCCACAAGCACAGUCCCCGAGGCUGGCCCGGAUCGGUUGUGCUACUCUGCCGUGGUGCCGUCCCCGGCACUCCCAUGGUCUUGCGAGGAGCUGUUGUGUAAACAUACGCCGGGUCAGCCCUGGUGAGCCAAGAGGGUUUCUGUCAUGUUUUGGUAAGGUGCUUAGAUUGGAGAGCUUUAUUUUGUAUAAAAAAAAUCCAUUCCAAGACUGUAGGCUCGUAUGGUUAAAUUGUACCAUAUAUUGUUUACCACACGAUCAAACAAACCGUUCCUUAGGCUUGCUUUUGCUCUAGUAAAAAUAAUUUUGCAGGUGAAAGUUAAAAAUGUUUAUCAGAUGAUACAAUAUUCUUCUGUUGUUUCUCACAAGAUGCCUCAAGAAUGCUGAUGGCCGAGCAGUAAUGUUCAUAGGCAAAGCACACAUCUAAAUGUUUGCAAAGAAAAGAGCUGUAUGGAUUUAAAAUUGUCUGGCUGUGUUACAGAGAAAAUAAAUCCUCACUGUGGACUGGAAA
Molecule: messenger RNA, 1643 nt
Organism: Aquila chrysaetos chrysaetos
Lineage: Eukaryota; Metazoa; Chordata; Aves; Accipitriformes; Accipitridae
Gene: TEX30
Product: testis expressed 30
Exons: 5
Coding region: 18-734 (238 amino acids)
Source: RefSeq, a predicted model, not a curated record